Manihot esculenta (cassava) is the source of this 2061-nucleotide messenger RNA. RefSeq lists its product as uncharacterized. The transcript has 5 exons. The record is from RefSeq and is a predicted model, not a curated record. NCBI's taxonomy places the organism in Eukaryota, Viridiplantae, Streptophyta, Magnoliopsida, Malpighiales, Euphorbiaceae. Bases 270 to 1502 code for a protein of 410 amino acids.
CCCUCGCAUUCCAUCGUUGGCUCGCUGUAAGGAACGGAAGGGCCCCUGAGAGGCUUUAUAAAUAUCUCCAUCUCUCUCAUCUCUCUCUGCUUCCUCUCGUGGCGCUGCCUUGGCUUGGCUGGGACCCUAAAGCUGCAAAUCCAGCAAAAAUCCAACUUGGGUUGCUAUCAUUAAAAUCUUAAACGAGCAGCAAGCCCCUCAUUUACUCCAUCCCCUCUCUCAAUCCUCUACCCUGCUUUUGCUCUCUCUGUCAUUGCUAGGGUUUAAAUAUGGCAGAGAGUUUUCAUGACGGCGAGUUCUGGUUGCCCCCUCAGUUCCUCACUGACGACGAUAUUUUCAUGGAUAAGAAGAACAACACCCUCGCUAAUAACUUUAGCUUCAAGAACGGUAGAGACGUGUUUCCUUCUGAAACUGACUAUUCUAAGCCUUUGUUCCCACUUGAUUUUCCUUAUGGGGUUGGGUCAUUUGGGGUGUCUUCAGAUCUCAGUUCUCCGGUUGAGUCGGUUGUCGGUUCUACUGAAGAGAGUGACGAGGAGGACUAUAUCGCCGGCUUAACUUGCCAAAUGGCUCGCUCCACGCUUGAAGACGAUUUCAGGGGAAACGAUGUGACUUUCGGCAAUGAAAGUACCAAGGCCUGGGUUGUAUCUGGCUCACCACAAUCCACUCUAUGUGGGGUUGGAAAUGGGUGUGGAUGUAGGCAAGCGUCGUGCCGUGGCCGACCAAAUGGGUUCUCUAAGGUCUCCUCAGCGCCGGCUACUUGGGAUCUGCUUUAUGCGGCUGCUGGUGAAGUAGCGAGGAUGAAAAUGAACCAGGAAGAGUACGGCUUUAACAGCCAUAACAGAGGAAUCUUGGGUCCACCACGAAAGCCCUCUCCUGUCUCUGUUCCCAUGGAAAACUCAAAACCUGAUGCUGUUCUCUACCCGAUGCAGUCGCUUGCUUACCAGAAGUUACAGGCAGCGCAAUUUCAGCAGCUGAGACAGCAACAAAUGAUGAAACAGCAGAGCUCUGGGGUUUGGGGAGGGCAUCACAAGGGUGCUGGACUUUUUCAACAGCCACAAACCCAGUCAGUGGUCCACAAGGGAGUUAGAAAUCCUGUUAGAUCUUUGGGUUUGUCUCCGUCUGCCUGGCCUCCCCUGCAACAGCACCAUCAAGGCGGGUCUGGCAUGCGGGCUGUUUUUCUUGGCAAUCCUGGUGGCAAAAGAGAAUGUGCAGGCACUGGGGUGUUCUUACCUCGCCGAGUUACCACCGUCGAAACUCGCAAGAAGCCAGCGUGUUCUACAGUUCUGCUACCAGCAAGAGUAGUGCAGGCCCUGAACUUGAACUUGGAUGACAUGGGUGCUCAACCUCAGCUUCAGCCUCGAUUUAAUGUAUCUUUCACGCAAGACACUGAUGUUGCGUUAAGGCUUCAUAACAACAAUCUUCAUUCCCAUCAGAGGCGGAACAUCAGGCCACAACCAGAAAUGAACGGAGAUGUGAGGUUACCUCAGGAAUGGACGUACUAAUCCCAUGGUUUUGUUUGGGUGCUCAUAACGAAUAGUGUUGAUCUCUCUUUUUGGGGUUUUUUUAGUGUUUCUAGGUAAGUCUAAGGAAAGAUUUAAAAGGAUAUAAGAAAAUAAGAAGGGAAAGGGGUAAAUGAUAGUUGGCUCUAUAGGAAAUUAGUAUUAAAAAAAAAACAGUGAAGUGGUGAAGUAACAAUGAAAAUAGGGGGAAAUAAUUUUGUAUUUUGAGGGGAAGUGAAAGUGAAGUUAUUUAAAAAGAAAUGAUGAUGGGGUGCAGGCAGGCAGGCAGCUUUUGUUGGUUUCGUUGGGCUCUAAGGACGAGGAAGUGUGGAGGUGGACGGGAGAUUCUGACCGAUUUUAGCCAAAAAUAAUCGUGGAUUUUCUAUUCAGGAACAGUAGCCAAGUGAAGGAAUUGCAGGGGAAACUAGUAGAAGGCUGUUAAUUCUUUUGUAAAUGCUGUUCCUGGCAUCAAUUGCUUUUGCUAACUGUACUCUCUCAUGUCCAUCUCCAUGUAAAAGUCCAAAGAGCCAUCAUCUAAAUAAUAAUCCAAGGGAUUACUACA